UCUCUCUUCUGCUGAUUUCAAUUAAUGAUAACGUAGAUAAGAACUUUAAUAAAUAAAGUAAAGUUAUGAUCAUGAACGUAUCAGAUAAACCUUUUGCAUGUAACGAAAAAAAUUGUUUUAUGACAUUUGCUAAUGAAGAUCAUUUGAACUCUCAUAAAAAAAAGCACAGCAUGGGUUUCAAUUUAGAAUUUACUGGGAAAAGUAGCGAAACAGUUUUAGGUGAUCAAACACCUACACCUACCAGCUUUUUCCGCAAUUGUGAAGAAGUAGGACUUUUUCAAGACUUGCAGAAUGUGAAUCCAUUCGAAGAAACAUUCAAAAAGGCACUAGAAAAUUCAGAAAACAGAUCAUUGAAGUCUGGAAUUCUAUCUGAUGUAUCGAAUGAAGAUACCUUACAUACUCCUCAUAUAUUUCCAUCAGUAGAGGAAUCUUUGCAUGAGAAUAUGUUGGAUAUUAAUAACAGUGAACUAUCAAUUAUUAAUAUGAUUGAGAUUCCCCAAAUAAAUGAUAAAGUCCAACUACUCAAUGAAAUUUCUAUUCAAGAUUCGGCAGAAAAACAAGUAGACUUAAAAAGUAAAUUAAAACAAGCUCUGAUGAAGAAAGAUAAGCUUGAGUUAAAUAGGAAUUUAGAAAAAAAAAUUGAAACGAAUAAAAUUUCGAAUAAUGAGAUAACAAAAUGUACUAAAUCAAAGGAUGCGUCAAGCAUUGAAAGAAUCAGACAAAUAAAUAGAGCAGCUCAAAUGAAAUGUAGAGUUAAAAAAAAACGACAGAUGGAUAAAAUGAUCUUAGAACUAAUCAAUUUGAGGAAAGAGAAUGUGGAACUGAAAAAAGAAAAUGCCUGCUUGAAGCAAAACAAUAAAAAUCUUUGGAACGUCUUGGAAGAUUUAGGAGAAACUAAAGAAAGUAUUAUCGAUAAACUCACUUCGCUGGAUAAAAAGAACAUAGCUACUCCUAAGAUACCAACUUCAGAAACAAAUACAAAGCAGCUCCCACUAUUAGCACCUGCUGGGUCAGCUAUAAUACCCAGGAGUACUCCAUCAGCACCAAUACUUUUUAAUUUAUUUCCAGUACAAUUACUUAAAACUGAUACAUUGAAUGGUAUAUCUAUUCCACUUACAUCUAUUUCAUCUGAAUUGAAAAGACCCAAAAUUUCGCCUCGAAUCAUUAGAAAAACCUGAAUCACUAUGCAGGGUGGCUGAAGUCCAAGUGUCUAUUAAAUACUUCUAUAGAACUGUUGCUAUCUGAAUAUUAAGUUUAUGACAUUGUUCCAUACAUAAUAAUAUGAUCUAUUAAGAUAAAAAAUAUUUUUGAAAGCUGAGCUCUUCUGGUUAUUACAGUAAAUAAAAAUUUAUUUUUUUGAUAGUUUGAAAAUUAUUUGGACUAAAGCAACAGUUCCAAUAGAAGGUGGUUCAGAAUUGAAUGAUAUCAAAGAAGAAAAAAGACUUUUUGGAAGAGUAUUGAAAUGGGCUCAUUUCUCCAGAAAAGUAUAAUAGGCACUUUCCAACUCGGGACGCUUUGUAUAGUAAAACAAGUUUUCUUAGAUUAUCAAUGUUGAAUUUUAUUUGUUUUUUUUUGGUGUUUAGUUUAUUCAAACAAAAUAGUAGUGCAAUAAAUGUAUUUAUUUUCUGUACAAGCGAUAUAUGGUGCAAAAGUAUAACUUCCCGACUAUAACUCACAGAAAUUAAACAUAUAUGUAUAAGUAGGCCCCUGACUAUUUUAACGGCCACCUCAGAUCAUUGAUUUUUUCAUCAACUUCAAUCAAACGUAUCUUGCAUAAAAAAAGUUACUACAUUGUUAAGGAGUUCCUGGAUGACAGAAUGUCAUUUCGAAUAACUUCCAGGAAAUUAAUUUUUUUUUUUACUUGUUGGGAAUGUUUGAGGGAAGUAGGUAGGAGAAAAAAAAAUAUUUUCAUUUAUAUUUGUAGUGAUAUUUAUUAAUAUUUAUAUACCAAUUGAAACGCUACUUUAUCAUAUAUAUUUUAUGAAAAUAAAUUAUCCUCA
Molecule: messenger RNA, 2000 nt
Organism: Coccinella septempunctata (seven-spotted ladybird)
Lineage: Eukaryota; Metazoa; Arthropoda; Insecta; Coleoptera; Coccinellidae
Gene: Atf-2
Exons: 3
Coding region: 66-1178 (370 amino acids)
Biological process (GO): regulation of transcription by RNA polymerase II
Molecular function (GO): DNA-binding transcription factor activity, RNA polymerase II-specific; cAMP response element binding
Source: RefSeq, a predicted model, not a curated record